GCAUUCUGUUCUCAUGUCUGUGAGUCGCUGCGCGCGGCUCUUGUCUCGCCUCCGCCAUGGAGGCGCCGUGGUUCUUCGGGGCCGGCAGAGCGGCCCGAGCCGGGCAGCCACAGGAGGAGCCUUCUCCACCGCUUCGUCCAACGGCCGCGACACAGGCGCGAAAGCUCCGGACACGUCCUUGUUCGUGCCGCUCCCCGUGUCCCUGGAGGCGCCUGGCCUCGCGGGGGAUGUCGGUGCCGAGCUCACGUGCCCGCUCAAUAAGAGUGAGGUCCUGAAAGUCCUGAAUAAAUUUUACAGGAGGAGAGAAAUACAAAGACUAGGGGCAGAAAAUGGACUAGAUGCCCGUCUUUUUCAUCAAGCAUUUAUAAGCUUUAGGAAAUACAUCAUGGAAUCUAGUUCAUUGAGCCCAGAUGUGCACAUUAUUCUAAAUGAUAUAUGUUGUGGGGCAGGGCAUGUUGAUGAUCUGUUUCCUUUUUUCAUGAGACACGCUAAGCAGAUCUUUCCUAUGCUGGAGUGUAUGGAUGAUCUGCGCAAAAUCAGUGACUUACGAUUGCCACCCAACUGGUAUCCAGAAGCCAGGGCUAUCCAGAGAAAAAUUGUGUUUCAUGCAGGUCCGACAAAUAGUGGGAAAACCUAUCACGCGAUCCAAAGAUACUUAGCAGCAAAAUCAGGAAUAUACUGUGGCCCUUUAAAGCUGCUGGCACAUGAGAUCUUCCAAAAGAGUAACGAUGCUAACGUGCCAUGUGACUUGGUGACUGGGGAAGAGCGAGUCUGCAUAGAUGGCGAGGGCAGGCCAUCUGCCCACGUUGCCUGCACUAUUGAGAUGUGCAGCGUUAAUACACCCUAUGAAGUGGCUGUGAUUGAUGAAGUUCAGAUGAUCAAAGAUCCUUCCAGGGGUUGGGCUUGGACGCGAGCGCUCUUGGGGCUCUGCGCAGAAGAAAUUCAUGUCUGUGGAGAAGCCGCUGCUAUCAACUUGGUGACAGAGCUGAUGUACACAACGGGGGAGGAGGUGGAGGUGAGAAACUACAAGAGGCUUACCCCUAUAAAGGUGCUGGAUCAGGCCCUUGAAUCUCUGGAUAAUCUUCGUCCCGGAGACUGCAUUGUCUGUUUCAGCAAGAACGAUAUUUACUCCGUGAGCCGGCAGAUUGAAGCACGCGGGCAGGAGUGUGCGGUCAUCUAUGGAAGCCUGCCGCCUGGAACAAAGCUCACUCAGGCCAAGAAAUUCAACGAUCCCGAUGACCCUUGUAAAAUCAUGGUUGCCACAGAUGCCAUUGGAAUGGGGCUCAAUUUGAGCAUAAAGAGAAUCAUUUUCAACUCUCUGAUUAAGCCAGUGGUCAAUGAGAAGGGUGAAAAGGAAAUGGAUACAAUCACAACUUCCCAAGCAUUACAGAUCUCAGGAAGAGCUGGAAGGUUUAGCACGGUGUUCAAAGAGGGGGAAGUCACUACCAUGCAUCGCGAUGACCUUGUAUUGUUAAAGGAAAUCUUGAAUAAAUCAGUGGAACCCAUCGUGACUGCUGGCUUGCAUCCGACUGCCGAACAGAUUGAAAUGUUUGCGUAUCAUCUUCCUGGUGCCACGCUCUCCAAUCUCAUUGAUAUUUUUGUGAGUCUCUCGCAAGUGGAUGGUCUCUACUUUGUCUGCAACGUCGAUGACUUCAAAUUCCUGGCCGACAUGAUUCAGCACAUUCCCCUUAACUUGAGGGCAAGGUACGUGUUCUGUACAGCGCCCAUCAACAAAAAGCAGCCGUACGUGUGCACCUCUCUGUUGAAGUUUGCGCGGCAGUUCAGCAGAAAUGAGCCGCUGACAUUUGACUGGCUGUGCAGACACAUUAACUGGCCCCUGACCCCACCCAAGAAUAUCAAGGACCUUGUUCACCUGGAAGCCGUUCACGAUGUCCUCGAUCUCUAUCUUUGGCUGAGUUACCGCUUCAUGGACAUGUUCCCCGACACCAGCCUUGUGAGGGACAUCCAGAAGGAGCUGGAUGACAUCAUACAGAUUGGGGUGCUCAACAUCACGAGGCUGAUCAGAGUCUCAGAAGCCACUUCUGGAACUGUGGCGGUUCCGGAUGAUUUCCCGCUUCAGAGGACUCGCAUCGGUGAUGGGAUGUUGAACGCGGAAGACCUCCCGCAGACCGGCCAAGCAUCUUCCCCAAAUGAUGCAAAGGGCCAAGGGCAGCGAGGAGCAAGGGGGUCCAAAGCGCUGGGCCACAGGUCGGCUGGAGCACAGGUGGAGCCCCUGGGUCGUAUCCGGGGUGCUUUAGCUGCUAGACUCAUACAGCAGGGACUCCUCACCCAGGAAACGCUGAAGCAGCUGGAGAAAGAGUGGUUAGCGGAUCGCGGUGGGAAUGCUGGCAGUGCCGCUCAAAACACAGACCCAAAGGGGAAGAAGAGAAAGUGAAAUGGUCAAUAA
Messenger RNA from Gekko japonicus, 2407 nucleotides. RefSeq names its product Suv3 like RNA helicase (gene SUPV3L1). Gene Ontology annotation, molecular function: RNA helicase activity; ATP binding; hydrolase activity, acting on acid anhydrides. The transcript is spliced from 15 exons. NCBI's taxonomy places the organism in Eukaryota, Metazoa, Chordata, Lepidosauria, Squamata, Gekkonidae. Gene Ontology annotation, biological process: RNA catabolic process; mitochondrial RNA 3'-end processing. The coding region runs from base 14 to 2395 and encodes 793 amino acids. The record is from RefSeq and is a predicted model, not a curated record. Gene Ontology annotation, cellular component: mitochondrial degradosome.